Molecule: messenger RNA, 3259 nt
Organism: Salpingoeca rosetta
Lineage: Eukaryota; Choanoflagellata; Craspedida; Salpingoecidae
Exons: 14
Coding region: 228-2906 (892 amino acids)
Source: RefSeq, a predicted model, not a curated record
CAACUACCCGGAGCGCUGCCUCGUCGAGAGCCGCUUCGGCCUCCUCAAGCCGAGUCACACAACGGCGGUCCCAACUAGGCCACAGCAACACUGCCACGCCGUCGCACGCCACGUUGCACGCAACCCAGCGUACACAGCUCACCAGUGACAUCAACCGCAACAACCCCGACGACGGACAGCUCCACAAUCAGCAACAACACCAACAACAACACCAACAACACCAACGGAUGCAGCGCACAGCCCGCCUGCCUGAGGAUGAAGAUGACGACGACGAUGAUGACAUCGACCCUGAACUGGUUGAGGUGAUGGAGCUCAAGUCUGAACCGUCGAGCAGAAGCAGAUCGGUCGACGUCGGGGGUGGCGGAAGUGGGUGCGUUUCUCCAGCUCAUCCUGUGACGGGCGCAGCGGUAUUCCAGUUUGACGCGGAUGUGGACCACCAUGACAUCGUAACUGAUCCCUACGUGCACACAGACGACAGUGAACACGACGAAGGUGACAGCAGACAUGAUUCUGACGAGCACCGAAGCAACCAAGACGAAACCGAUGAAGGUGUGGCCAGCCGCACACACAGCGAUGCCUUUCGAAGCGGUACCGCCAGCACACGUGGCAGCUCACGCGCAGUGCUGUCGAGGCAGACCAACAGCAGCAUCCAGCAGCAGCAGCAGCAGCGGCGGCAGCGACGGGAGCAGCAAAGGAUUGCCUCGGCCUCGGCCUGCCCAAUCCUCAUCAGCACCCCAGACCAGCUUGAGCUGCUACGGUCCGUGUUCCAGCGCAUUGACACGCUGGGUACGGGGCUGGUCAUGGAGUCGCGCUUCCUCACAGCACUCGUCAACGCCGGCGUGGAGAUGCCCGACGCCGUCCUCGCUGCAAAGGCGUUUUCAGCCAACACAUCCGCCCACGGCGAUGAGCAGGGCAAUGCUGCUGCUGUGGGUGGCGCUGACAGUGGCCAGCACCACCACCACCACGCCCACAGCCACGUUCCGUACGUGCAGUGGGGGCGCUGGCUGGAACACCAGCAGCACCACAGCCAGUACGAGCGCGAGCAAUACGAGCAGUUGCAAGCCCAGCGUGGUCACGACUACACCGUCUCGCAGGCAAUACAGGCACUUGCCAACAAAUACAGGCAGAACCCCGUCGCUUUUCGCCGCAUGUUUGCGAGGGUUGAUGACGAUCGCGACAUGGAGCUGACCCAGGACCAAGCCGUCAAGUUUGUGCAGCACGCCAUUCCCGACAUCAGCCACAGCAUGGCGCAGGCCGUUGUCGAUGCCCUUCCCCUCACCAACACAUAUCCGACUGGUGUCGCAUCUGUGUACAUGCACCGCCUCCACCUCGUCUACCGCCGCUUUGUCAAGUUCAUCCUGUCACCACCAUCAUCGGUCGUGUCAUCUGCAUCAUCCUCGUCGUCACAGCGGGCACCCACCGGACACCGCCACCACUCCCGUUCAUCGCAGCGCGCAGCUGGUGGUCGCACGGGCAGCAGGCAGACUGCCCAACGGACAGCCAGCCACCGCAGCCAGCACGCCAGUGACGAUCAUGACCAUCAUCAACCUCAGCACUUGAGUAGCGAGCACACGCCCGCCGUGUCAGUGCCGUCCACAGCGCCACCGUCGCAGCAAGGGCGUCAACGCAGCGCACACAGCGGUCUGAGGCGCACAUCAGAACGCGUGCCCACGCCCGGCACCGUCUUGCAUCAUGCAAGCCAUGGGGCUGAGGGGGCUUUGUCAGCGGCACAGCGCCGGCAGCAGGCAUCACAGCGGGUGCUCGCGCUUGAAACGAUACCGCAAUCAACGUCGAUUCGCUCACUCAAGGCGACGAAACCCCCGGCUGCGCCCCUUGAAAUCACAAAAGAACUGACAACCCUGACACCGGAGGCCCAGGCGGCGUUCAUGUCCAACAAGCCUGGCGCCGGCCUCCACCUCGCCACCUCUCUUCGCGAACCCAUUCGCGUUCGAGACAGCGAGAAAGCCAUGCAACGCCUGGUUGACAAGCAUCACAACCGCCUGCUCAACGCAUGCAGGAAGCUGGAUCCGCAUAGGACUGGCAUCAUUGCCUCGCAAGAGCUGUAUCGGGUGCUGACACAUGAGUUUGACAUGGAGCUCUCACGAAUGGCCUUUGAGCACGUUAAGCACGUUGCGGACUGCAGCGCCGAUACAGGAGUGCCAUAUGAACAUUUUCUCAACACUUUCUCCGCCAAGCCCAAGCUGGACGUGCAGUCAGGUGCUGGCUCUCGUGGCGAACGCUCAUCUGUGCCAUCUGCACGGGAACGGCGGCCAACACAUCCGCACACGGGCCGACGCCUCAGCCAGCCGUUCCAUUCUCAGCGCUUUGCGCCGGAGCGAGGCUCGACGCCAGCAGCUGCGGAUGUACACGCAGCAAUUGCCCCCGUGCUGAAGAAGCGGUGGAAGGCGUUUCUUGAUGCAUGCAAGAAGAAGGACAAGAAGCGCAGCGGGUGCAUUGGCAUGAGGACCUUUGACGAUAUGCUGAAGAGCUUUGGUCUAGAGUUGUCAGAUGAUCAGUUUUCCCGCCUCGCUCGCAAGUGGACCAAGUCUGGCACUCGCUCGAGCGUGAUGUACCGCAAGUUUGUGGAGCAAGUGGCGCUGGGCGAUCCGGCUGCACCGCCCGCGCCCUCCACCUCUGACGAGCAGCCGUCAUCCAAGAACCUGCGCGCCCUUCUUCGCCAACUCGCGCCGAAGGUCCAGGGCCGGUUCUCUGUGAUUCGUCGUGCCCUGCGUGCACCAGGCAUCAGCCAUGAAAAAGUGCCAGCUAGUGCCUUCUUCCGCGUCCUUGAUGACAACGACAUUCACCUCACCACGGCCGAUAAGGAAAUGUUGCUGGCCACCUACGGAACCAACGGGAACUCUCUUGUUCAUUAUGUUCCCUUCCUGACUGACGCGUUGACACGUUGAAAAUAGCCGAUGAUAGUUUUCCCUACGCGCAGCUUGCUGUAUGCACUUGUUGAUUCAUUCAUCAUUGGUGCUCGCUGUAGUUGAUGAAAGCGUCUUCACCUCGUAACCGCUCACCAUGUUGUUGUGUUACAUUCUUGCUUCCAUUACCACACACGCAUACCACUGCCACUUGUUCAUUGCUGCUUUGCUGGCUGAAUCCUGACCUACUUUCCCUUUCACUUUCUUUGUUGUUUGUUGCCUCAUUUUGUUUGUUGUCUGCGGGGUGUGAUGUGAUGUGAUGUGGCAGUGCUAUGUGACUGACGUUGGCUGUGCCUGAUCUUCUCUUCUCGUCUCUUCUCGUCUCUUCUCGUCUC